Messenger RNA from Cladocopium goreaui, 1449 nucleotides. NCBI's taxonomy places the organism in Eukaryota, Dinophyceae, Suessiales, Symbiodiniaceae. The record is from the annotation of a GenBank genome assembly.
AUGCCACGGCCAAGUUUCUCUGUUAAGGAGGUGGUAUCCACCCGGUCCAUCAUUCGCACCACGGACCUAGAGAUCCUCCGUGGCAUCACGUUACGGGAGUCCCUCCACCGGGCGGGCGCCUUGUGGCGAACGAAUCCCAGGCAGCUGACGCCAAAGGCACAAGAAGAAUGCUACCAGCGAUCCAGGUAUGUCGAUCAUUUGGACAUCUUCAUCUCCCACACAUGGCAGUCCAGUGGCAUCUCUAAGACUUGGUCCCUUCUUUUGCAAAGUGGAUGGCAGAAUGCAGCCGGUGGCUGGCUCCUUGGUGUGGCGCUGGCCUUUGUGCUGUGUGCAACUGAGACCUUACCACUCCCCUUCAGCCUGGUAGUGCCUUUGGGGCAAUGGUCAGAACUGUGCCCUGUGGGCCCGUGGGCGAUGAUUUUCGGCUUUCUUGGCACCUGCCUGGGCCUUUUUCUCUCGCCUUAUUGCUCCUUCCGGUGCCAAAGGGCGGCGGACCUGUGCUUCAUCGACGCCGCCUGUAUUCACCAGACUGAUGCUGCCUUAAUGCACCGCGGCAUUCGGGGCAUCGGAUCCUUCCUAUUGGUGUCAAAGGAGUUACGGAUCUUGUGGAGCCCCGCUUACUUGCAGCGCCUGUGGUGUGUAUUUGAAUUGGCAACUUACAAGAAGAUGAACAUCUCUGGGAGGAUUUCUCUGGCGCCGCUGUUUGUGGAGAAGGCGGUGAUGAUGGGAUAUUUCGGUAUCCUCUGCCUGGCCGCAGCGCUUUUCAUACUCCGAGUGAAUCGCAGCAGGACCAUUUUCUCCGGCCUGCCGUUCCUUGGAACCGCGCCCUUUUCGGUUACAGUGCAUAUGCUUCGAAGAAACUACGAGUCGAAGCACCAACUUGAGUCGCAAUUUGCAGACUUUGAUUUGGAUUUUGUGCAAUGCUCCAAUGAAUCAGACCGACACUUUGUGCACGCAGCCAUCGUGGAAUUGUAUGGCAGCAAAGAAGCUUUUGCCGAGUUCGUUCGGGGACCGCUUCGACAAGAACUGCUGGAGCCGUUGAACGAGAACACCAUGCCAGCCUACUACACGCUGCUGCUUGUGAUUCCCAUGGUCUCCCUAGUUCUUGACACACUGAUUGGUGUUUGGAUGUGCGGCCCUCCCACUGAGUUAUUUUGGCUGUAUUUGGUGUCCAGGGCCAUCCUUUGCAUUCUUCACUUCCCGGCCUGCGCCGACUUGACCAUAUGGCUUUGCGAUCGCUAUGCGAAACCGUGGCAUCCUUCCCCCAUUUUGGAUUAUCUGCAGACCUUCAUUCUCUUCGCGGCCUUUAUGAUCCAUGCCGCUGGCGGUUUGAUGCUGACCUUGCGGGUUCACGGUAAAGGUAGUUGGUGGAUGCUGCUGGGUUGUUUUUUUCUGUUCAGCGGGGUCCGGGCUGCUUUGAAUUACAAAGGACUGAGUUGCCGGCGGUGA